AGGCGCGUACAUGAAAUAUAUUCCACACAUUAGUGGCAUGUUGUUAAACUAUUAAUAACAGCACCCGAAAUAAAUAUCAUGUCUUGCAGUUGGAUUAACCUCUGAAGGGGAGAAUGUAAACAAAAGCCAGAGUGUUCUCUAAUGAUGGAAGCGAUACGGUGCAGUGUGGAGUAUUUGAGCGAGUUCGGUGACUGUCAAUCACACUCGGUGCGGAUCAUUCAGGACGACACGAGCCUCUUCUUGACCGGAGGAGACAGCAAUGUGCUGAUAUUCAAUGUUCAGGAAAGGAAAGUCACGACUGUGCUGAAGUUUGAAACUCCAGUGAAGUAUUUGGCAGUGAAUGCUGAAAAAUAUGGACUCUAUGCUUUUUGUGAAAAUGGUGGGCUUUACUAUAUUCCUCUGCCACCACAUCCCAGUUCCUCUACUUUCCCAGGAAACAAAAGUCCUGAUCCUGUUCUGUACACUGUAUCAGAUGAUUCCAUCGUCCUCAAAAACUCCAGCCUGCAAGCAUUCACCAUAGUCGAGAAAAUCCUUGUGACUCUUGGUUUCCACAAGUCCAUCUGGAGUUUUGAUCUCUUUGAAGAACCUGAAUCCAAACCGCUUAAUAAACUUGCAAGCUUCCAGGUCACAGCUGUAAACACCUGCUCUUUAAACACCAUUGAAGAUGUAAUAAACAUACCAGACAAAGAAAAACAUCUGAGCUCACCUCCAGUACUGGCUUGCAUCUACCCUCAGGGCUCCACGUCACUCAGAACUCACAAUUCUCACAUCCAACCUCAUCUUGAGCCUCGCCUUUUUAGGCUCAUGUUUGGGGUGGACGCCUCCUUAGUCAACUCUCCAGUCAUUCUCUGUGGUUUACCUGAUGGUCGUAUUUGCUUUUUUCCUUUGUUCCUCCCCCAAAUGGCUGGUCCAAGAGGUGAGCAGAGAUCACCAUUCAGAGUGCUCCAGAGCUUAGAGCAGCCCAUCAUAUUUAUUGGAAGCUGCGUCUCUGGGGAGCAAGGUCCUCAGUGUCUUGUUGCCGUUGGUCUAAAGGGCAAACUUCUGUUGGUCAGAAGCAAGAAAGAAACAUCAGAAGGGAAGGAGGCAGAUUAUAGCUUCAAUGAGCACAGUAUACGAGGGCCAGUGAUGUGUGCCUGUGUUGAUGAUAAACACCUUUACUACAGCUCUCUCAAUGACCUACACGCUCUUCAGCUUACCAAAACAUCUUCGUCAUCAGAAGCAACUGAGUCCCAUCUGCCAGCUAUGAACUCAGACAGUCUUGGUAUAUGCAGGAUAGUAGCUCUGGCUGGGCCACAUACUAAUCCCACAGGAUCUGUUCAUCUGUUGGCCUUAUCCUCAAGUGGAAGGCUCCUGCAGGUGAACCUUCCUCAAGGUGCAGAUACAGGAAAUAUGUCCAGGUUACCCUCAUUUCAAGCAGGCCAGAGAUUGAAAGAUCUACUGGCUUCCAUUGGAAAUGUUUGGGAGAAGGCAGAAUCCUUGAAACUCAAGCUUCAGGAUAAGAACGAGUGUCUCAAGCGUCUGAAUCAAGUCAUGAAUGUCUGCAGCGUACUGUUGGACAAUGGUGGGAAUGAAAAGCAAUUUAGUAUGGGCAAGCAACCAAUCAGUUGUCAUUGUGUGGCUAGUUGGAGCUCAAUGCUCCUAAGAGACUAUUUGACUCUCAGAUGUGUACUAGAAAAUGCAAGUGCAUAUACAUUGGAACAGGGCUGGACUUUGUCCAUUCAGGUCCAUCCAUUAUCCCAUUCACAGUGCGCAAAUAUGGAGAGCUCAUCUAGGACUUACUCCUUCCCAUUCAAGAAACUGGAUUCUGGUCAAACACUGGAGAUAACAAUUCCUCUUGAAAGUUUUGGUGAGCUGUCUCUGCCAGCAAAGGUGUACUGUUCUCUUGUCUUCUCCCUCACAGCUUUAUUUGGCUUGGAAACAUCUUUGCACUCUAUUGGAGUGUCCCAGCUCUUAACAGGAACAGGCUCUAUCAGUGUUCCUAUGAAUACUUUAACAGUAGACUGGCUGGAUGCUUUAAGGCUUGAGGGAUCCUUUUCUCCUGGCAACACUUUGAAACACAACACUGCCAUGGAUGGCAUCCAAGCUUUCCUGAGUUCCAGAGGAGUGCUAACCCAAGAAACUUAUAUUCCUCUUAAAUUAGAACCCCUGACAGUGGAGGUCAAGGUAUCGUCAGAGCUUCUAAAGACUAAACUGCACCUAUCAGCCACCAGCAGUGCAGAAAUAUGUGUAUCUGUACUUAACUGGUUGGUAUCUAAUCCUGAUGCGAUAGGACAGACAUAUGUACAAAGCCCAGUGGUGUGUGCCUACAGCCCCGAUGGAUGCACUGUCAAGCUUCUGGCAAAGGAGGUGACAAUGGAAAACUUUAGUUCUGAAGGACCUCUAACUGUCUUGGAGAUUCGGGUGGAGAGUAUGUCUUUGGCAGCUGUGUGUGGACUGCAUCAUGCCAUUUUGAGGCGUUUACUGGUGGUGCUCGGAGAGAAAUGUGAACAUACAAAGCAGUUACAAGCCCAGAGCUUGUGUGAAACUGUACGGCAUGUUGAGUCUCUUUAUAAAGAUCUUCAGGAUGCUAAAAAUCAAGGAGCUCUUGGUGGCACAAUGAAGACGAAUAAGAUUCUGUUUCGCAUCUUUCUGCAGUUGAGGGCAAACCCACUGGUCAUUCUCUGAUUGAGUUACACUCC
This is a messenger RNA of Xyrauchen texanus (razorback sucker), 2678 nucleotides long. RefSeq names its product FA core complex associated protein 100 (gene faap100). Gene Ontology annotation, molecular function: protein binding. The coding region runs from base 142 to 2664 and encodes 840 amino acids. NCBI's taxonomy places the organism in Eukaryota, Metazoa, Chordata, Actinopteri, Cypriniformes, Catostomidae. Gene Ontology annotation, biological process: interstrand cross-link repair. The record is from RefSeq and is a predicted model, not a curated record. The transcript is spliced from 9 exons. Gene Ontology annotation, cellular component: nucleoplasm; Fanconi anaemia nuclear complex.